This is a messenger RNA of Motacilla alba alba, 1418 nucleotides long. It is a transcript of the gene TRAPPC14, whose product is annotated as trafficking protein particle complex 14. Gene Ontology annotation, molecular function: alpha-tubulin binding. Lineage: Eukaryota; Metazoa; Chordata; Aves; Passeriformes; Motacillidae. The record is from RefSeq and is a predicted model, not a curated record. The transcript has 10 exons. Gene Ontology annotation, biological process: cilium assembly. The annotation marks the transcript as partial. Gene Ontology annotation, cellular component: TRAPPII protein complex.
CCCAUUUCCCAGCUCCCCGUGGACGAUCCCAUCGUCUCUCGGGACGAGGUCAUUUUCCCGCUCACCGUCGCCCUGGACCGGCUCCCGCCCGGCACCGCCAAGGCCAAGAUCGUGGUGACCGUGUGGCAGCGGGACACGGAGCCGCCGGAGCUGCGGGAGGGGACAGGGCCAGGGCCAGGCCAGGUGACAAUGACAGGGACAGGGACAGGGACAGGGGGGUACCUGAGGCUGCUCCAGGGCCGCGCCCCCGGCCAGGUGUUCCGGCAGCAGCACGGCGCCUUCAAGGCACAAGUGUCCACGCUGCUGACGGUGCUGCCACCCCCCCGUGUCCGCUGCCGCCAGGUGACCGUGUCCGGCAAGUACCUGACCGUGCUCAAAGUGCUGAAUGGCUCGUCCCAGGAGGAGCUGUCCCUGUGGGACGUGCAGGUGCUGCCCAAUUUCAACGCCAGUUACCUGCCCGUGAUGCCCGACGGCUCCGUGCUGCUCGUGGACGACGUCUGCCACCACUCCGGGGAGGUGCCGGUGGGGGCGUUCUGCCGCGUCCCCGGGUGCCACUCGGGGUGGCCGUGUCCCCUGAGCGCCCUGGAGGAGCAGAACUUCCUGUUCCAGCUGCAGGCGCCCGAGCGGCCGCCCCGCGACGCCAAGGAGGGCCUGGAGGUGCCGCUGGUGGCCGUGGUCCGGUGGUCGACGCCGAAGCUGCCGUUCACCAACAGCAUCGUCACCCACUACCGGCUGCCGAGCAUCCGGCUGGAGCGGCCGCGCUUCGUGAUGACGGCCACCUGCGAGUCCCCGGUGGUGGCCCUGCAGCGCUUCACUGUCACCUACACCCUGCUCAACGACCUGCAGGACUUCCUGGCCGUCAGGCUGGUCUGGACACCCGAGGCCACCGCCGGGAAGUCGCGGGGCUCGCUGGACUCCGUGGUGUGCCACACGCCGCUGACCAACCUGGGCUACUCCCGCAAGGGCAGCGCCCGCACCUUCCGCGUGGCCUUCCAGGCGCUGCGGGCCGGCCUCUUCGAGCUGUCGCAGCACAUGAAGCUGAAGCUGCAGUUCACGGCCAGCGUGAGCAGCGCGCCGCCCGAGGCGCGCCCGGUGUCCCGCAAGAGCAGCCCCAGCUCCCCGGCCGUGCGCGAGCUCGUGGCCGGGCUGGGCCGCUCGCAGUCCUUCUCCCACCAGCAGCCCGCCCGCAGCCACCUCAUGAGGUCCGGCAGUGUCAUGGAGCGCAGGGCCAUCACGCCCCCGGUGGGGUCCCCCGUGGGACGUCCCCUGUACCUGCCCGCGGGUGACAAAGCCGUGCUGGCCCUGGACAAGAUCGCCAAGAGGGAGUGCAAGGUGCUGGUGGUGCCACCCGUCAAGUGACAGCGGGGACAGCGGGGGGACAGCGUGGGGACAGUGUGGGGACAGCAGGGGACAGCGGG